AUGUCCCAAGUUAACUUAUUAGAAUUCCAAGAUUAUUUACUUUACAGUGAAUCAUUAAACAUUUUAAUUGAAAGCGAGUUUAGCUCAAUGUCUUUAGACACAACUGCUUUUCAGCCAUCACCAACAAAAGCACCAGAAGCCUCCAUGGAUCUGGGUACAAUUCCCAAAAGAUCUCCAGCAAGAUUGUUUCAAAGGUGGAUAUCAUCAUCAUCAUCAUCAAAAGAUAAGCCAGUAUAUGCAGAAAAAGCCCUUCUCAAGAAGCAAAACAUAGCACCGGAACCAAUAAAAAUAACUAAACAACAAGUACCAGCUAAACAAAUAGGUACAUCUGAACCAUCGUCGCCUCUAAGUGUGGCCUCGAGUCAUGAUAAUUCAUGUUCCGAUUCAAGUGCAGCUUCCAUAUUUUCUGAUUCUAAAAAUAACAAUAGUAUGCAAAUGUUACUCACAGAUGAUAUAGAGGACAUAUUAGAGGACAUAGACGAUGCUGAGAUAUACGAUGCUGAGAAGGUUACCAUAACAUAUAUAAGUUCUAAAUCAUGCUAA
Messenger RNA from Candida albicans SC5314, 543 nucleotides. RefSeq lists its product as uncharacterized. NCBI's taxonomy places the organism in Eukaryota, Fungi, Ascomycota, Pichiomycetes, Serinales, Debaryomycetaceae. The transcript has a single exon. Bases 1 to 543 code for a protein of 180 amino acids. The record is from RefSeq and is a predicted model, not a curated record.